Messenger RNA from Podospora pseudopauciseta, 2032 nucleotides. RefSeq lists its product as uncharacterized. NCBI's taxonomy places the organism in Eukaryota, Fungi, Ascomycota, Sordariomycetes, Sordariales, Podosporaceae. The transcript is spliced from 2 exons. The coding region runs from base 1008 to 1976 and encodes 322 amino acids. The record is from RefSeq and is a predicted model, not a curated record.
CAGUCUUGACUUCAACAACACCACCAAAGAUUGACAUGUCAAAAAGCGCUAUUGUUUUCACCGAAACAUGCCGAAGAAUCGAUAUUUCAUGAUGCCGCCGAGAAUCCCGCAGAAACACGCCGGAACAAGGGCAAAGAUGACCUCCAAUUGGCGGGCUGACUUUUGGAGGGUCUUGCGGCGUGCGCCGGAACACUGAGCAUCCGGGACGAAACACGGCCUACCCCCGAGGCCCAGGGACCUUUUCUUUUUGAUCUCCUAGGCAUGACACUGGGGUAUUCCCGCCCUGCGUAACGCCCACUUUCCGUUUUCUCUCUCUUUCUGCCCAUUUUAGGCCGCUAUCCGCAUCUCCCUCCUGUUCCUUAUGGCGUGUGGGUAGUAGGCUGUUGGUCGCCAGUUGUCGUCCACUAUCGCUGUUAGCCUUCGGCAACGCUGACUUCCGCGCCUCCAAGUGUGUUGGCGCUCCCAUCCAAUUCGCUGUGCCAGUCGCCAGUCCCGUGGGCCAUCUGAAAUGUUCCCAAACUGCCAUUCUCGGGAGCGCACGUGGACAGGGGGGCACCCCAAGGGCACUUUGGAGAUCUGGUCUUGGCCCACGCACUCCCGUCAGGGAAGAGCAGGUCUCGCAUCCACCCCCUUCCGAAACGGAUGUACUGGCCCGUCCGAAAUGUCAAGGUUGGAGGCAUGUAACAGAUCCCGGAUGGAGCUUGUCUUGCUUCCCCCGGGCCCAGCGCCCAUCCGCCCAGGGGCAAUGGGAGGGACAGGACAAUGAAGUGCACUUCACUCAAAAGGUCUGGGUGACCGCAUCUCAUGAACCUACACUCCUUUGGGUCUUCUUCUUUCCCUCUUGUUAUGUCACUUGCGAUUGGUUUUGAAUAUUGCUCUUUUUUCUACUCAACUUUGGUUGAGUCCUAUGUGGUGGUAAGCGGGUUCUGUCUGGAUUCGCUACGUCCCCCUCAUAUUUUCCUUUGCACAGCCCUUGGAAAUUAUCGGCAAAGCAGCAUUGAUCGAACAUGGCGUUCCCAUUUUCUAUCCUGCCAAUCUCGGCCGCCUUUGUUCUGGUACUAUCAUCACUCUUCCUCAGCCUUGGGAAGUCAGCUCCGGCAAAUGGCGGCGUAUGCUAUUCGCAAGACCUCCCAAACAUACUCGCCGAAUCAUUCCCAAACAGUGCAACCGGAGUUCUCAAUGCCACGCUGGCCAUCAUUCCUAUCUCCCUCGAGUCAGCUCGCCGCCUGAUCCCACCACAGUACCGGAUCCUCGAGGGGGCUUAUCGAUCUUUGUUGCCAGACUUUCCAGAGGGCAUGUACCCUGUCAUGCUGCAAGCCGCCCACGAUCACGAUGUUCAGUUCAGGGCAUAUGGCAUCACGAUAGAGGACUUUUCGCGUGUUGGGUUCGAGUUUCCGUUCCUCGACUUUAUGGGUGAUGGGUAUUCCUCCUUCAGAUGGGCACCAGCGCAGCUUAUCAGUUCUACCAACGACAUUGCUUUGGAUGGAUCACGAGCCUAUGGUACCAUUGUCUCUCCAGCCGAGUACGAGCCUCUCUGCGACGCCUACGAGACACUACCCAACGGCGCCACGCACUUCAAGGGCUCAAGCGUGAACUCGGCCGAGUUUAUCGAGUUGGAAAUGAAGCGCCUUCCGUUGAACCUCAGCCCGUACCCGAUGGAGUUGUUCAAGAAUAUCACCAACCAGCCGACUUUUGCCAAUGGUACGACAUGCGACAACAUGAUCAGACUGUUCAACACGACCAUGUCGACUGGGGAAUAUGCACCUAGGGCUGUGCUUGGUAGUGUCAAGGCGAGGACGAAUGCCUUGUUCCAAGGGGCAGAUAAGGAGUGGACAGAGAUCUACGGGGUGCAAAUCGCCACUCCGUUUAUCGAGAACAACUAUCUUGACUGCAAGACAAUGCAGGGCUACGAGGGGACUGGUGGACCAGGGGACUCGUUCGUCCCAGGGGGCGAUAAUGAUGAUCAUGAGCUAUGACGGCGUUUAUUUGUUCAGUUCAGGGGAAGUAUUACAUUUAACUAAUGAUACCCGGC